This is a messenger RNA of Ectocarpus siliculosus, 627 nucleotides long. Lineage: Eukaryota; Phaeophyceae; Ectocarpales; Ectocarpaceae. The record is from the annotation of a GenBank genome assembly.
AUGUGCGACGACUUGGAGCUGGGCCUUCGAGAGUGUGCCGCCAAGGUGGUCGAAGAGCCCUUCGAGCAGGCGGCCCGUCCCGCCGACGCCUUCCGGCUGGGAAACCACCCGGCCUUUCGCGGGAUAGGCGGCACCGGCGCCGGCGGGGCCGGGGAAGACGGGGACUACAACGAGGCAGCGGGGAUAGCGGAGGCCGAGGCUGCGGAGGUCGCCCGGCGAGAGCAAGAAGCGCUCAUCGUCAAGGACAACGCACGGUUCCCACACAACCUCAUCACGGCCAAGCGGAAGAACCGGCGCACCCAAGGUUCCGCCGCGCCCCCCGCUCCCGACGUCAACGAUGAGGGCGCCUUCCCGGACAUCAACUUCGCCUCCAGCGCCGCCGUGCAGCAGCAGUCCAGGAGGGCGGCAAAGGGGGGAGGGCGCAGCUGGGGGUGGGGGGGGUCAGGUACCACCGGGCCCUUCCCAAGGAGGCGGGCGGGCUGAUGGGGGGGGGGGGGAGCACCCCGGGGGGGGGAGCGAUGAGGGUGGUUGGGAUGGACAGGGGCGCAUCGAGGAGGCUCAGAUUGUUAGUGGAAGACCAUUGACCUCGCAUCCCUACAAAGCCGGGACGGAGCACGCCGGGUUCUC